AUGGCGCCCGGCGUACUGUCCUAUUCCUCUUCCGGGACAUCGCCUUCCGCAAGUCCUGUCAUGAUGACCCCGAUCGACCACUCCGAUACCACUUCCGAUGGCUUCACGAGCCUUUCUGUCGGUCCUCUAGACGGCGUUGGUCUCGGUGUCAACGGCCAACCGACAAAUGGCCAUGGCAAUGGAUCCAACGGCCACGCCAACGGCGCAUCGUACACCAACCCGGUCGGCGGUAGCGACGCCGGCUUGAAGCAGAUGCCCAUCGCCAUUGUUGGUAUGGCAUGCCGCAUGCCCGGUAGCGUCUCGAGCCCUGCCGAAUUCUGGGAGCUGUGCUCCCGCGCCAGAACCGGCUUCACUCCAGUUCCCAAGAAGCGCUUCAACCACGAGGCUUUCUACCACCCCAACCCGGGAAAGACUGGAGCUUACCAUGCUGAGGGUGGUAACUUCUUGGACGUCGACCUGGAGUCCUUCGAUGCUCCUUUCUUCGGCCUGACAGAGAAGGAGGCCAUCUCCAUGGACCCCCAGCAGCGUUUGCUGCUUGAGUGCACUUUCGAGGCGCUCGAGAACGCCGGUAUUCCCAAGCACACGAUUGUGGGAAAGGACGUUGGUGUUUUCGUCGGUGGUAGUUUCGCAGAGUAUGAGAGCCACCUGUUCCGGGAUAGCGACACGAUACCCAUGCACCAGGCCACAGGAUGUGCCCAUGCGAUGCAGUCCAACAGGCUUUCACAUUUCUUCGAUCUCAGGGGACCGAGUUUCACAGCAGACACUGCUUGCUCGGCCAGUUUGGUCUCCCUUCACUUGGCGUGCCAGAGUCUGCGCGCCGGCGAGUCCACAUCGGCCAUCGUUGGUGGCUGCCAUCUGAACAUGUUGCCUGAGUUUUGGAUUUCCUUCUCUUCUUGCAGAUUGCUUGCCGACUCUGGUCGUUCAAUUGCCUUCGACCAGCGUGGUACCGGUUUCGGUCGUGGUGAGGGUUGUGGUAUUGUCAUCUUGAAGCCCCUUGACCAGGCAAUCAGGGACAACGACUCCAUCCGUGCCGUUAUUCGCGGCACUGGUAUCAACCAGGAUGGCAAGACACCAGGCAUUACUAUGCCCAGUGGCGCAGCUCAGGAGAAACUCAUGAAGCAAAUUUACAGAAACGCCGGUCUUGAUCCUCAUGACACCGGUUACGUUGAGGCUCACGGUACGGGCACCAAGGUUGGCGACCCGAUUGAGGCAACCGCCCUGCACAAUGUCUUUGGACACAACAGGUCGGCCAAGGACCCUCUCUUCAUUGGCUCCGUCAAGUCCAACAUCGGUCACUUGGAGGCUGCUUCCGGUAUUGCUGGUGUCAUCAAGGCCGCCAUGAUGCUGGAAAGAGGUUUCCUUCUGCCCAACCACGACUUCAAGAAGCCCAACGAGAAGAUCCCUUGGAAGGAGUGGAACAUGAAGGUUCCCGCCACCCAGAGGCCGUGGCCCAAGAAUAAGAAGUACAUCUCCGUCAACAACUUCGGUUUCGGCGGUACCAACGCGCACGUUGUUCUUGAGAAGGCGCCGUACGUCGCCCCCAAGAAGGACAAGAACCUCCCUCCUGUCGAGGCCAAGAAGACCAAGGGCAGGAAGAAGCUUUACAUCCUGUCUGCCAACGACAAGAACUCCGUGCAGGCCGUCAUGAAGAAUCUCGUUGUCUACCUCGAACAAAGACCUGAGAUUUUCCAGAACGACUUGAUGGACAACAUGGCGUACACUCUUGGAUCUCGCCGCUCUUUGCUUCCCUGGAGGGUUGCCAUCCCCGCCGACGACUCCUUCGAGCUCAUCGAGACCCUCAACAGUGGCAAGGUCAUUCCUGGCAAGGAAAGCGAGCCCUUGAGAAUCGGCUUCGUCUUCACCGGACAGGGUGCGCAGUGGUGGGGCAUGGGUCGUGAGCUGUACGGCCAGUACCCCGUCUACACUGCGGCCAUCGACAGAGCCGAUGAGUGCCUCAGGAAACUUGGCGCCGACUGGUCGCUGAAGACCGAGCUGAGCAAGGACGCCGAGACUUCCAAGGUGUCUGAUGCCCACAUCAGUCAGCCGGCGUGCAGCGCCGUUCAGCUUGCGCUGACGGACCUGCUUCGCACCUGGGGCAUCCGCCCUGUCGCCGUCGCUGGUCACUCCAGUGGUGAAAUUGGUGCUGCCUAUGCCGCUGGCAUCAUUGGCUUCGAUGCCGCCAUGGCCAUCGCCUACCACCGUGGCAGGCUCAUUCCUAUUCUCAAGAAGAGACACCCUGAACUCAAGGGUGCCAUGAUGGCCGUUGGCGGCACCAAGGAGGAGGUCCAGCCCAUGAUCGAUGCCCUGAAGGAGCAGCAGGUCAGAAUUGCUUGCUACAACAGUCCCUCGAGUUUGACCAUCUCCGGUGACGUCAACGCCCUCUCCGAGCUCGAGAAGAACUUGGAAGACAAGCAGAUGUUCAACAGACGCCUUCAGGUUGAGACUGCCUACCACUCACACCACAUGAACCUGGUCGCCAAGGAGUACAGAGAGUCUAUCUCUGAGCUUCCUCACCCUCGCACCACUGACGUCCGCUUCCACUCCUCCCUGUACGGUCACCAGAUCGACGGCUUUGAGUGCCAGGCCCACUACUGGGUCAACAACUUGACCUGCGCUGUCCGCUUCUCGGAAGCUCUCGAGACCAUGCUUGAGCCCGUUGGUGAGCACAAGCACGGUGUCAACAUGAUCAUUGAGUUGGGUCCCCACUCUGCUCUUCAGGGUCCUAUCAAGCAGAUCCUCAAGCACGUCGGCGAUAGCGCCAUGAAGAUUCCUUACGCCGCCCCUCUUAUCCGCAAGAAGGAUGCCGUUGAAUCUGCGAUGGACCUGGCCGCCAAUGUCAUCACCAAGGGUGCCAUCCUCAACAUGGACGCCAUCAACUUCGCCCACACCACGAAGAAGCCUGCUCUGUUGACCGAUCUGCCUCGCUACGCGUGGAACUACCAGAACAAGUACUGGCAGGAGUCCCGUAUGACCCAGAUGCACAAGUACCGCAAGUCGCCCCGUAACGACUUGAUCGGUCUUGAGGCUAUCUACUCCAGUGACAUCGAGCCCACGUGGAGAAACAUUGUCCACCUUGACGAUCUCCCAUGGCUGCGACACCACCAGAUCCAGGGCUUGACGGUCUUCCCCAUGGCUGGUUUCAUCGGCAUGGCCCUCGAGGCUUCUGCUCAAUGGGCCCAGAGGAAGGAGCGUUCCUUUGAGAAGUUCGAGCUCAGAGACGUCUCCGUCAUCAAGCCUCUGGCUCUCAACGACACUGAUGUCGAGAUGACCAUCAACCUCCGCCCUCACCAGGAGACCAACCUGACCGCUUCUGAGACCUGGAAGGAGUUCAGAAUCUGCUCUUGGACGCACGGCAGCGGCUGGACAGAGCACUGCGUCGGUCUCAUCGCCCUGCACGGCCUCGAGACUAACGAGGUUGAUGGUGAGGAGCAGAAGCUUGCCGCCCGCCGGGGAGCCGAGGCUACCAUCAAGGCCAGCGAGAGCCCUGACUCCGUCAACGUCAACGAGACUGAGAUGUACGAGCGCCUCACUGAGCUCGGUGUUGGCUACGGUCCUUCCUUCCAGGGCAUCAAGGACUGCAAGGCUUCCAACAAGUACUCCGUGGGCAGCAUCUCAUCCGCGGACAUCGCUGCGGAUAUGCCCAACCACUACAUGACGAGCACUGUCCUUCACCCUACCUUCUUGGAGUCUUUGAUUGAGAUGUACUGGCCCAUUCUUGGCGCCGGCCGCACUGACAUUAACACUGUCUACCUCCCGUCCUCGAUUGCUAGAAUGUGCAUCUCUCGCGACGUCACUUCUCUCACCAAGGCAGCUGGCAGCUCCCUGAAGGCCUACGCCAAGGCUGACUUCUCCGCCAGUGAGGCCCGUCCCACCAAGGUCUCUAUUUUCGCUACCAACGAGGCCAAGGACCUGGUCAUUGAGAUUGACGAGCUCACCGUCUCUCCCAUCAUUGACGGUGAGACUGAUCUCGGCAACAAGCCUGCACGCGAGCUUUGCUACAAGCUCGAGUGGGAGGGUUGCGGUGACCUGAAGUCUAUCUCUGGCAAGAGCAAGAAGAACGCCUCCAACGGCGUCAAGGUCGAUGCUCCUCUUCCCGAUGUUGACGUUGCCAUCAUCCACGGAGAAUCCAACUCCCAGCAGAUGUUGGCCAACGGUCUGGCUAUUGCUUUGGCCAGUUCUACGUCUAGACUCCCGGAGAUGGGUGCUCUGCACGAGGUCAACACCGAGGGCAAGCUUUGCGUCGUCCUCACUGAGAUCGAGCAGCCCUUCCUCGCCAACCCCACCAAGGAGCAGUUUGCUGAUAUCCGCAACAUGAUUGCCGGUGUCCAGGGCUGCCUUUGGGUUGUCCGCGGUGCUUACGACAAGGCUACUUCGCCCGAAGCCAACAUGAUUGUCGGUCUCAGCAGAACCGUUCGCUCGGAGUCUGUUCUGCCUUUCGCUACGCUCGACUUGGAUGACACCAACCAGUUGGAUGAGGACGAUGCCUCUGCCGUCAUCUACGAGAUCUUCAAGAUGGCAUUCAACACCAAUGCCUCCUCUACCAGCGAGCUUGAGUUCAUGGAGCGUUCCGGCAAGUUCUUCACUCCCCGUAUCGUCCACGACGAGGACAUGAACGAGUUCGUCCACCGGGAGACCAACCCCAGCAUUGUUGAGAUGCAACCCUUUGGCAAGGACGACCGUUCCCUGAGAAUGGAGUUCUCCACACCUGGCGCGAUUGAGACUGUUCAUUUCGUUGACGACGCUCUCGCCACUCAACCUCUCGGUGACGACGAGGUCGAGUUCGAGGUCAAGGCUGUUGGCAUGAACGUUCGCGAUGUCAUGCUCGCCAAGGGCCAGAUCCCGAACGCUGACAAGCACGCUUUGGGUGUUGAGGCUGCUGGUAUCAUCACCAGGGUCGGCUCUGCCGUUAAGUCUCACAAGGCCGGCGACCGCAUCGCUGCUCUCACCAUCACCCACGGCGCCUAUGCCACUCGCACUCGCACCACCACUGCCAGCAUCAUGCCCAUCCCCCCCAAGAUGUCGUUUGUGGACGCUGCGACUCUCCCCCUGGCUUACUGCACUGCCUACUACAGCUUGGUUGAGCAGGCUCGUCUCCGCGAGGGCCAGCGUGUGCUUGUUCACUCCGCUGGUGGUGGUAUUGGCCAGGCUUCGGUCUGCCUCGCUAAGAUGAUCGGUGCCGAGAUCUUCGUCACUGUCAGCUCCGCAGCGAAGAAGAAGCUCCUCAUGCAACACUACAAUGUUCCUGAGGACCACAUCUUCUACAGCCGCAACACCACCUGGAGAGCGGCCGUCAGACGCGCCACCAACGAUGAGGGUGUUGACGUCGUUCUCAACACUCUUCCUGGAGCCGAUGCCCUCAGGGAAAGUUGGGCCUGUCUCGGCCGCUUCGGCUGCCUCGUCGAUGUCAGGAGGAAGGAUGGCUCCCGCGCCACCCGCCUGGACAUGGGCCAGACUGACAGCAACGCCUCUUUCCUGAGCGUCGACAUCUUUGGUCUUGCCGCCGAGAGGCCCAAGAUCAUGGAGAGACUCGUCAAGGAUGUCGCCAAGCUUCUGGCUGAUGACGAACUCCGCCCCAUUGACCCUGCCACUGUCUUCCCUGUCUCUACCAUGGAGACUGCUUUCAAGACACUCCAAAGCACUCAGGGUCCUGGCAAGCUGGUGGUUGUUCCCAGCGCAUCUGAUGUGGUCAUGGCCUCGCCCUCCAAGGCGAUGAAGGCUCUGCUCAAGGCUGAUGCUACCUACCUCCUCAUCGGUGGAACUGGUGGUCUUGGUCGCAGCAUGGCCAAGUGGAUGGUUGCUCACGGUGCCAGGAACUUGGUUCUCUUGUCUCGUAGCGGUUCUGCUACCGGCAAGGUCAAGGAACUCAUCGACGAGGCUGCUGCUGAGGGUGCUCACAUCACUGUUCGCUCCUGCAACGUAGCUGACAAGUCCAGCGUUGAGCAGCUGUUCAACACUGGUCUCAAGGGUCUUCCUCCCGUCCGUGGUGUUAUCCACGGUUCCAUGGUCCUCCGCGAUGUUCUUUUCGAGAAGAUGACUUACUCCGACUACACUGCCGUCACUGAGUCCAAGGUGCAAGGUGCAUGGAACUUCCACCACGCUCUGCAAGAUCGCAAUGUCCCCUUGGACUUCUUUGUCGCCAUUUCCUCCGCUGCCGGAGCCGUCGGUAACCGUGGCCAGGCCGCCUACGCCGCCGCCAACUGUUUCCUCAACGCUUUCGUUCAGCACCGUCUUGCCCAGGGUCUUCCCGCCGUUUCUCUCGACCUUACCGCCGUCUCCGACGCCGGCUACGUCGCCGACGGUGACGCCGAGCGUGCGGCCGAGAUUAUGAAGAACUUGGGCUCGGACACCAUCUGCGAAGCUGAGGUUCUCGCCCUCAUCGGCGCUUCCAUCUCCGGCAAGACGUCCGUCGCCAACCACCACGUCAUCACCGGUAUGCGCAUCACCCCUGCUGUGCAACCCUUCUGGACACCGGACGCCAAGUUCAAGGCCAUGCGCCUUGCCGCUGAGGAGCUUGCCGCUGCUGAGGCUGGCUCAGGCGCCAUCUCCCUGAACGCCGCCCUCAAGGCUUCCCGCAGCGAGGCCGAGGCUAUGGAGGUUGUCUGCCGCGGUCUCGUCGAGAAGAUCGCCGCCGUCCUGAUGAUGGAGACCGAGGAUCUCGACGUCACCCGCAGCUUGUCACACUACCCGCUCGACUCCCUCGUCGCCAUCGAGAUCCGUAACUUCAUCACGCGUGAGUUCGAGGCCAACAUGCAGGUUCUCGAGCUGCUCUCUUCCGGCAGCAUCCAGACCCUCACCAAGGCCGUCUGCAAGAAGAGCAAGCUUUGCGUCGGAUUCGACUGGAGCAGUUAG
Messenger RNA from Colletotrichum karsti, 6849 nucleotides. RefSeq names its product polyketide synthase. The transcript is spliced from 5 exons. Bases 1 to 6849 code for a protein of 2282 amino acids. The record is from RefSeq and is a predicted model, not a curated record. Gene Ontology annotation, biological process: fatty acid biosynthetic process; secondary metabolite biosynthetic process. Lineage: Eukaryota; Fungi; Ascomycota; Sordariomycetes; Glomerellales; Glomerellaceae. Gene Ontology annotation, molecular function: 3-oxoacyl-[acyl-carrier-protein] synthase activity; phosphopantetheine binding; oxidoreductase activity.